CUUGGGCCGGGCAGUUUCCACGGCCAUGUGAUCCCGGGGCUGCUGGGACGCUCCGGAACAGCUGGGACAAGCGGGGGUCGCGGGCGUCCCUGGGAGGGGGCGACAUGGAGCGGAGGUGGGUCUUCGUGCUGCUGGACGUGCUGUGCGUGCUGGUCGCCUCUCUGCCCUUCAUCAUCCUGACCUUGGUGAACACACCAUACAAACGAGGGUUCUACUGCGGAGAUGACUCCAUCCGGUACCCGUACCGUCCAGACACAAUCACCCAUGGACUCAUGGCCGGGGUCAUCAUCACAGCAACUGUCGUCCUUGUCUCGUCGGGGGAGGCCUACCUGGUGUACACAGAGCGUCUCUACUCACGCUCCGACUUCAACAACUAUGUGGCCGCCAUCUACAAGGUGCUGGGGACCUUCCUGUUCGGGGCCGCUGUGAGCCAGUCUCUGACUGACCUCGCCAAGUACAUGAUCGGCCGUCUGCGACCCAGCUUCUUGGCUGUGUGUGACCCCGACUGGAACCGGGUCAACUGUUCCGGCUAUGUGCAGCUGGAGGUGUGCAGGGGCAGCCCUGCCAAUGUCACUGAGGCCAGGCUGUCCUUUUACUCCGGGCACUCCUCCUUUGGCAUGUACUGCAUGUUGUUCCUGGCGCUGUAUGUGCAGGCUCGGCUCUGCUGGAAGUGGGCGCGGCUGCUGAGGCCCACCGUUCAGUUCUUCUUGGUGGCCUUCGCAAUCUAUGUGGGCUACACCCGAGUGUCUGACCACAAGCACCACUGGAGUGAUGUCCUCGUCGGCCUCCUGCAAGGAGCCCUGGUGGCCUGCCUCACGGUCCGCUAUGUCUCAGACUUCUUCAAAUCCCGGCCCCCCCAGCCCUGCCAGGAGGAUGAGGAACCCCAGCGCAAGCCCAGUCUGUCACUGACGCUGACUCUCGGCGAUGGACCUUAGCCACUAUGAGUACCCAGUCUCUUCCUGCUUUGGAAGCUGGGAAGCCGCCUGUGGGCCAGGCAUGUCUUGGCCCCUUGGCCCUGGUCAGGCACUACUGACUUUGGAGCUGCCCCAGGGUCAGUUGACUAGGGUCUUGGGUUCCU
Molecule: messenger RNA, 1078 nt
Organism: Mesocricetus auratus (golden hamster)
Lineage: Eukaryota; Metazoa; Chordata; Mammalia; Rodentia; Cricetidae
Gene: Plpp2
Product: phospholipid phosphatase 2
Exons: 6
Coding region: 105-935 (276 amino acids)
Biological process (GO): signal transduction; phospholipid dephosphorylation; phospholipid metabolic process
Molecular function (GO): phosphatidate phosphatase activity
Source: RefSeq, a predicted model, not a curated record